Molecule: messenger RNA, 3204 nt
Organism: Orbicella faveolata
Lineage: Eukaryota; Metazoa; Cnidaria; Anthozoa; Scleractinia; Merulinidae
Product: chromatin-remodeling ATPase INO80-like
Biological process (GO): DNA repair; chromatin remodeling
Cellular component (GO): Ino80 complex
Molecular function (GO): histone binding; DNA binding; ATP hydrolysis activity
Source: RefSeq, a predicted model, not a curated record
CUUACCUUAGCUUCCAUAUGACACGGCAUUUAUUUCAUCCUCCUCCGGGUGACAUUAAAACACUUUUAAACGAUUCUGUCGAUUUGUCCACGGACCAUGGUCGAUAGACAUUGUAGCUUUCAAGAUUUCGAUGCAAGGAUUGUCGCUUACAGGAUUUCAUUGUCGAUUUGUCAUAGCAAUUGUUCUUUAGCAUAAGAACUUUCCAUUUUUCAACCCACGAAGGAAUCCCUGUUUACAGAUCGAACAAAAAACCAUCGUCAACCUCCGUGCCGUGUUACGCCAUAUUGUUGGACAAAAAUUUACACCUUUUUAGUACCCCCAUAAAAUCAGUUAAACAUAUCCCCAGAAGUCCUUGAGACAAAAACAAUACUUAGCAGGGGAGGUAGGAAAAAAAAUGCUUAAUUUGGUUUUAAUGAAUAAAUUAAUCAGAAUUGAGUGAGUGAGUGAGUGUCAUUGGACUGCCUACUAAGCUCAUGUAUGAUGUAAACUAUGUCAUCCAUGAGCAAAAAUAAGACUUUUUACUUUUGUGCAGGGCAUUAAAUUAUGUAUUAUUUUAAAAGCAUUUGAUAGCUUGGUGUCUGUCUAUGAAAUAAAUGAGAAAAUUGUGCAAUAUGUUUUCAAAAGUAACCUUGAGUUUGUUUUUCAGCUUUCUAGAUACCAGCACUACAGUGCAAGCCUGCUCUCAAGUCAAGACAAGUACUAUGAGCAUCAGAAACAGGCAGGAUCGAAAAAGUUGAAAAGAAAGAAGCUGAAAGAUGGUAAGGUGAAGCUUUCCAAGGACAAGAAAGAGAAAGACAAGAUUAAAGUGAAGAAGAAAAAGAGAAAGUCUGAUGAUCUGGAUGACGAUCAGAGACAGUUAACAUUAGAGGAGAGGAUAAUCAAGAAAACUCUUAUACGUCGCAAGGAGGCAGAUGUCAAGAGAAGGAAACUUUGGGCUUUAAUAGUCAGGAAAGAGAUACCAAGGGCUCACAGACAAAAGUCCUCAGCAAGGAACAACAUGCUUGCAAAUUGCAAAAAGCUUGCCCAGCUUUGUCAGAAAGAGAUGCGUAAAGAAGCACAGAGGUCUCAGAAAGUCACCCAGCAGACUGUGCCGAAAGCUAGAAGGAUGUCCAGAGAGAUGUUAGUUUACUGGAAGAAAUAUGAGAAAGUGGAAAAGGAACAUAGAAAGAGAGCAGAAAAGGAGGCCAUGGAACAACGCAAACUGGACGAUGAGUUCCGAGAGGUGCGGAGACAGCAGAGGAAACUGAACUUCUUAAUUACUCAGACAGAGUUAUAUGCACAUUUUAUGAGCAAAAAAUUGAAGGGUUCACAACCUGAUGAAGGCACACAGGAGAUUUUGAGAAAAUUGGAAGAACCUUCUGCUAAACAGAAUGUGAAGACGGUCCAGGGUGGAGUGUUGAUUGACAUGGAGAAUGCUGAUACAUAUGAUGCUGAUGAAAUGAAAUCCCAAGCCUUGUCAAAUGCUCAAAGAGCUUUUCAAGAUCAAGAAUCAUGGACAAGGGAGUUUGACAACAACUACCAGCAAGAAUCUGGCAAGAAAGUUGCAAUGUCACAAGCAUUCUUUGACCAGAGCUACAGUUUGGCUAAUCCGUUAAUGAACAUGGAGCAAGCCCAUCCACAGCCUACUAUCUUUGAUGGAGAACUCAAGUCAUACCAACUUAAGGGAAUGAACUGGCUUAUCAACCUCUAUGAACAAGGUAUCAACGGCAUACUAGCUGAUGAGAUGGGUCUAGGAAAAACUGUUCAGUCCAUAGCCUUUCUCUCAUACCUAGCAGAAACACACAACAUCUGGGGUCCUUUUCUUGUGGUGGCACCUGCCUCUACACUGCACAACUGGCAGCAAGAAGUCAGCAGAUUCAUUCCUCAGUUCAAGGUGUUGCCUUACUGGGGAAACCAGGGUGACAGAAAGUCACUGAGAAAAUACUGGACUCAGAACCAAGUCCACAUAAAUGACUAUGAGAAUGCUCCAUUCCAUGUGCUUAUUACAAGCUACCAGCUGGUUGUGCAAGAUGUGCGUUAUUUCCAGCGCAUCAAGUGGCAGUACUUAGUACUGGAUGAAGCACAGGCAAUCAAAAGCAGUUCCAGUGUGCGAUGGAAGAUACUCCUUGGUUUCUUAUGCAGGAACAGACUUCUUUUGACAGGCACGCCUAUUCAAAACAGUAUGGCUGAGUUGUGGGCAUUGCUUCACUUCAUCAUGCCAACUCUCUUCGAUUCUCAUGAAGAAUUUAAUGAAUGGUUCUCAAAGGACAUUGAAAAUCAUGCUGAAAACAAAUCAGCCAUUGACCAAGACCAGCUUUCCAGACUUCACAUGAUCUUGAAACCCUUCAUGUUGAGGAGAAUAAAACGUGAUGUGGAAAAUGAGCUUUCUGAAAAGAUCGAGAUCAAACUAGUGUGUCAUUUAACAACGAGACAGCGCUGGCUUUACCAAGCAGUGAAAAACAAAAUAUCCAUUGACGAUCUUGUUUACACUUCAACGUCAUCAUCAUCCACUAAUGCUACAACGAGCAGCCUGAUGAAUUUAGUCAUGCAGUUUAGGAAGGUCUGUAACCAUCCUGAACUGUUUGAGAGAAGGGAUGUCCGCUCGCCAAUUCAUGUGGAGAUUCCGACAUUCCAUCUCCCCAAGCUGAUCUACAGAGAAGGAAUUUUGGAGUCCUCGACACCAUGUAGGACCAAAAUCCUGUAUAACCUACUGAACAUUGGCACUGAGCAAUACAUUCACCAGUCUUUGUAUGCUGAUCGUACGCAUGCAUCUGCAGGUCCUCCGAGUAACUGCUUCUCAUUUUUGAGAUUUAUCAAUUUGUCCCCAGCACAAGCUUCGGCCAUGAUGUUAAAGGGACUUGUACAUAGAUUGUUAGCCUUAGUUAUCCUUUUGAAGGAAAUUAGUGCUCUUUAUCAUCGACGAUUUUGGGUCCAAACAAAGCUUAGAAGCAGGUGAGUGGAGAAAAGAAAUAUUUAGGGAGUAGCGCUAUAAUGUACGACAAAAAGACUAUUUCCAGCCCAGUUGAUCCUAAUGAAUAUUGCGAGGUAACACGUGCGCGACGCGAAUACACCACGCACGCAAAAUAUGCGCCCGCGCGAGUUUCUACUGUAGUCCUACAAGUCUUGUAUACUCCUCAUAUAUUUAACUGACAGCUUAAGACGAAAUCCGAUAGGAAGUCAAGCAAUUUCAGUUGUUAGUGGACAGAAACCUUGUACCAGAAUAAU